CUUACUGGGGUACAAAGGAUCAAGUCCAUUUAAAAAAGGGCCUGUUUUUCUCUUCUCUGGACUUUUACAUUUAUUUGAUCUUCUUCUUCUCAUCAUUGAUACUUUUUGUCUUUCAUCGAGUAUUGCUUUCUUUUCUUUCAAUAUCCCUUUCACUGAUUUGGUUUGAUUUGAAGAAUGUCGCAAGAUCUUUUUGAUGUGCCGAUUUUCUUUAUUGUUUUUCGCGAAACAACGGAAGCAGCCAUUAUUGUUUCUGUCCUGCUCUCUUUUUUGAGAAAGAUGUUCCAUACUGAAUCACCCACUUAUAAGCGUCUCCGAAAUCACGUCUGGAUCGGCUCCGUGGUGGGUCUUUUUAUCUGCUUAUGUAUCGGUGCUGCCUUUAUUGGUGUUUACUACACAGUGCUCAAGGAUCUGUGGGGUAAUUCUGAAGAUAUCUGGGAAGGUGUGUUUUCUCUCGUUGCCGUUAUUAUGAUUACCGUGAUGGGCUUGGCUAUGUUGAAGACAGAACGUAUGCAAGAAAAAUGGAAGGUGAAACUGGCUAAAGCUGUCAUGAAAUCAUCAACGGAAAAAUCAACCUUCAAAGAAAAGAUGCAAAAAUAUGCUUUCUUUUCGCUACCUUUUAUCACUGUGCUUAGAGAAGGUCUAGAAGCUGUCGUGUUCAUUGGAGGUGUCUCACUAGGCAUACCAGCCAAAUCGAUUCCAAUCGCUGCUAUCAUGGGUAUUGUCUGCGGUUGCGUUGUUGGUUAUAUCAUCUAUCGUGGUGGUCGCCUGGUUCAAUUACGUUGGUUCUUUGUCGCUUCCACUAUUAUUCUUUAUCUUGUUGCUGCUGGUUUGAUGUCUAAAGGUGUUGGUUACUUGGAACAAAAUGCGUGGAACAACGUCAUCGGCGGUGAAGGUGGCGAUACCAUUCCUUACAGAAUCACCACUUCCGUUUGGCAUGUUUCUUGGGGAGAUCCUGAAUUGAACACUGAUACCAAUGGCGGUUGGCAAAUCUUUAAUGCCAUCCUUGGUUGGAACAACACGGCCACUUACGGUAGUAUCAUUAGUUAUUGUCUUUAUUGGUUGUUUGUCGUUGGCUAUCUCGUCUACAGUUUCCUCAAAGAAAAACGCAAUGCUAUCAGAAAGGCUGAAGCAGGCGAAUGGGAUGAUGGUGACGAGGUCUUGGAAGAAGCCAAGCAUUACAUUGACGAAACGGGUGAAAUCCGUGGCGCUGUUGUCGAUGUGGAGGAAGCCAAGCGACAUCCUUCUGUAGAAGGACCUUCUGAAGCCAUUCCAGUUUACACAACAGGGAAACAUUAAAACUUCCAUUGUAACACACUUUGUUCUUCUAUCAUCUCCCGCUUCAUUUUAUGUCAUCUGCUGUUUUAAUUGCAUUCUUUUUUUCAAAUCCCCAAAACUUGUACUACGUUAGAAAUUAUUUUGAUCAAGGCCUGUCUUUCGCAUACCAGACCUUUUAAUACAUGUAUUACCAAUAGCUACUUGGCCACAUUAUCAAUAAAGAAAAUUUUGCCUCAUAAUAUUCUUCACAAUGGCAAGGACUUGGGGGGGGGAAAUCCUGUAAUGAUUUCAUCGAUGGAUAUGAAAGUUUAAUACGUGCAUUGGCCUGUUAUCAGAUAAUCGAUUUUCUUACGCUUUCUAUUUUACUCGUAUGGGACCCAGUUUUUCUGUAUUC
Mycotypha africana is the source of this 1669-nucleotide messenger RNA. RefSeq names its product high-affinity iron permease. The record is from RefSeq and is a predicted model, not a curated record. Lineage: Eukaryota; Fungi; Mucoromycota; Mucoromycetes; Mucorales; Mycotyphaceae. Bases 175 to 1296 code for a protein of 373 amino acids. Gene Ontology annotation, cellular component: high-affinity iron permease complex; plasma membrane. The transcript has 2 exons. Gene Ontology annotation, molecular function: ferrous iron transmembrane transporter activity. Gene Ontology annotation, biological process: iron ion transmembrane transport.